AUGAUUAAAAAUUUAGCCAAAUUUUUGCUUCUAAUUUAUUUAGUAGCUAAUAAUAAUUCAGUUUCAGGUCAAACAUGGUUUUCAUCUUUGAAACAAUUUGGUUGUAAUAAAAACUGUCGUAUAGCAGUUAAAGAGGCCAUUAGUGAUUGGGAAAGAUACACUUGUAUAAAGUUUCUUGACUGGGGCGAUGAUGAAUACUUUGAUGAAGAUGAAUACAAUCGUUUUUACAUCAAAUUCAGAGCUGAUCAACCAGGAUGUUUCACAGUUUUCCGUAAAAAUAAUUACCAUCUUGGGCAAAGUGUAAAUCUUGGAGAUGGAUGUUUGACGAAAACCAAAAUUCUUCAUGAACUAGGUCAUGUACUUCAUCUGGAUCAUGUCCAUGGUCGUCCUGAUCGUGAUCUUUACAUUGACUUAAAAAGAGAUAAUAUCUUCCAAGGAUUUGAAGAUCAAUAUGAGUUACGCUCCGAUCUAUGGGAACAAGUGCCAUAUGAUUACCGAUCAAUUAUGCACUACCAGUCAUCUGAUUUCAGUGUUUCACCUUUCAAAUUGAUAACUAUGUCAACUCGUUCUCCGAAUUUACAGUAUUUAAUUGAUGAACCGAGGCAAGGUUUGAGUUUUUAUGAUAUCAAACAAGUUAACCUGAUGUACAAUUGUACUUAUGCUUGUCCAAGUGACCAUUUUUGUCUCAAUCAAGGCAUUAGUUUACCCAAUCUUUAUUAUUAUAACAUUAAUGAAGUUGAUAGCAAUAACAAUGACUUUAAUGAUCCUGAUCAUGUUGAUACUGAUGAAGAUGGUUGUUCAUGCCUUUGUCCACCUGCAUUUGUUGGACCACAUUGUGAGAUAUCGAAAUACAAAACAAAUUAUGCUUUUGAUCAAAUGAUAAAAAGGUCAGGAGCCAGUGCUUGUGGUAAUGUCCUCAAGUCUGAAGGUUCAAUCCAAACCCAAGAUUAUCCUAAACGGAGUAAACCAUUUGACAGUUGUAGUUGGAUCAUUAAUGCUCCAAAAGGCUAUCGUAUUGAAUUAUUUUUUGUCGAUUUCUGGUUUGACGAACCGACGACCUAUCUUAAUUACUAUGAAAAUCGCUGUGCCUCUGAGCGUGUUGAAAUUAGAUGUAACGAUCCAUAUGAACCAGAAAUGUAUUGUGGAAAUCAAUUGAAUAACACAAUUAUCAUCUCAAGGAGUAAUUACAUGAUUAUCAAUGUUAUAGCGGGUUCCAGAAUGGUUGGAAGAGGAUUCAAUGCCACUUUUAGGUUCAUACCUUAACCCUUUUCUAACAAUAAAUUCAAUGUUUCAGAUCAACUUCAUUUACAUAAAUAU
Messenger RNA from Tetranychus urticae (two-spotted spider mite), 1317 nucleotides. The record is from RefSeq and is a predicted model, not a curated record. NCBI's taxonomy places the organism in Eukaryota, Metazoa, Arthropoda, Arachnida, Trombidiformes, Tetranychidae.